GUCUGGCCAGCAGCAAACCAGAAGCAGUGGAACCAGGGAAGCAGCUGGAAAACCUGGGAGCAGGGAAGUUUUUCACAGCUUGAUUGGGAAAGGGCAUCCAAAUCCAAGGGGAAAGAAGACGCCGUGACUGCUGGGAAAAACAAGCAAAGAAUGGGGACCAAGGAUGGAGAGACACCCAAAGAAAUAAGUGACAUGGAAAACCCCCCCCAGGAGAGGAAGCUGUACCUGCAGGAGGAAUGCAGGAUCCUCACAGAACACCUAGACACGUACCUGGGAAGAGCGGAGCAGCUCCUGCAGGGAAACAAAUGCCUGGAAAAGGAAGCCCAGGGGAGUCAGGAGCAGAACCAGGCUUACCUGUCCUGCACAGCAAAGUGCAGCCAGGACCCCCCGCAUAUGGUUAUCACCCUGAACGACCAGAAUUGCCGGGAUCUGGCCCAAAUCCAGGCGCAGAAGGAGGAGCUGAUCCCACAGUAUGCUGUGAAGGAGCAGGAGGUGAGGAGCUCCCUGCAGGACACGGAGGCCGAGGUUGCACUCCUGGACACGGAACUGGAGGAGCUGGAGCCGUACAGGGACCUGUUAGUCCAGGCGGAGCAGAGGGUGAAGGCGCUGGAGAAAGAAUUGCGAGUCACCAGGAUACGGUGUGCUGAGGAAACCCACGCCAUCAGGAGCAGGUUCCUGCAGGAAAAGGCUGAUUGUGAGCAGGAAUUCCACCAGAGGAUGCAGGAGCUCACCUGCAGAGCACAGGAAGUGGCGCUCCAAGCUCUGAUCCAGCACGUGGAGCAGGUGAAAGCAGAGAACGGGCACCUGCGCCAGGAGCUGCUCGGCCUCCUCCAACACUGCCAGCUCCUCAAGGACGCCAAAAUCCGGCUGCAAGAUCAGCAGGAGCAGCUGCUCCGGGAGCACCAGUGCGCCCAGCAGGCAGCACUGCUCACACCAGCACGAAGCCCACGGCGCCGCUGGGACCGCCUGCUGCACUCACCCGCCAGGGGUGGCCACUGACCCCAAACCGCCUCUCUGUGACCUGGAGGAAAUAAACGUGGAAGCAACCAAAUCCUUUUGGCAGUGGAAGAACGGAGGGGUUUGACCUCUGGUCACAAGGAUCCAUAGAAUAUAUUUAUGGACUAGA
Corvus hawaiiensis (hawaiian crow) is the source of this 1126-nucleotide messenger RNA. RefSeq names its product coiled-coil domain containing 166 (gene CCDC166). The coding region runs from base 151 to 999 and encodes 282 amino acids. NCBI's taxonomy places the organism in Eukaryota, Metazoa, Chordata, Aves, Passeriformes, Corvidae. The record is from RefSeq and is a predicted model, not a curated record. The transcript is spliced from 2 exons.